AUGAAGUCGACCAAGUUCCCUACUGAAUUCAACCAGAAAGUUGACAUGCAAAAGGUCAACUUGCAGGUCAUUAAAAAGUGGAUUGCCAACAAGAUUUCUGAAAUCCUGGGCAGCGAAGACGAUGUCGUAAUUGAGCUGUGCUUCAAUCUUAUCGACGGACCCAGACAUCCCGACAUCAAAUCGCUUCAAAUUCAGCUUACCGGGUUUCUGGACAAAGAUACUGGACCAUUCUGCAAAGAGCUAUGGAAAUUGCUGUUGAGUGCUCAAAGUAACCCUCAGGGCGUGCCCAAAGAGCUAUUAGAAGCAAAAAAGCUGGAGCUUAUGCAGGAAAAGGUUGGCAUCCCAUCAUGA
Molecule: messenger RNA, 351 nt
Organism: Trichoderma virens Gv29-8
Lineage: Eukaryota; Fungi; Ascomycota; Sordariomycetes; Hypocreales; Hypocreaceae
Exons: 3
Coding region: 1-351 (116 amino acids)
Biological process (GO): mRNA processing; regulation of mRNA splicing, via spliceosome
Cellular component (GO): spliceosomal complex
Molecular function (GO): RNA binding
Source: RefSeq, a predicted model, not a curated record